Molecule: messenger RNA, 1688 nt
Organism: Rubroshorea leprosula
Lineage: Eukaryota; Viridiplantae; Streptophyta; Magnoliopsida; Malvales; Dipterocarpaceae
Source: the annotation of a GenBank genome assembly
CUUUUGUGCUCACCACUAUAUUUAUUUUCUCUCAUCAUCACAUGUGGGCUUUUUCUCUUGGCCUUGCGAGGAAUAUUCAGAAUAUGCCUAUAAUCAUCGCAGGGCAGGGCAGGGGUUGUAGCUAAGAUGAAGCAUCAGAAGGCAGAAUAUGCGCACGACACUAGACACUUACUUCGGGAGUCGCAUCGCAAAUUUACCCAAAAAGGAGACGAUAGAGCCUCCAUUUUAUAUUAAGGAAUAUUAGUGUCUUUUUUCUUCCACAAAACCUACCACUUAGAAAAACAGAGACUGCACUCACUCGGACAGCAAAAAUUAAGAGCCAAAGCUAUGUCGACUUUUGCGUACUGUGUAAAGGAGCAGAAGCCAUGCGUUCCAUGGGUCCAGAAGUAUUUCAAGGAUUGUCUCUGCAACCUAAACGACGACGUUUCUUUCGCCUUCGGGCUCACCAGUUUGUUCUGCUGGGGAAUCGCAGAAAUCCCUCAAAUCUUUACCAACUUCCGCACCAAAUCCUCCCAUGGCGUUUCCCUCGUUUUUCUCCUCACUUGGGUUGCCGGGGAUGUGUUUAAUCUGGUCGGAUGUCUUCUAGAACCUGCGACGUUGCCCACGCAGUUCUACACGGCUCUGCUCUACACAGCAAGUACUGUGCUUUUAGUAUUGCAGGGUAUCUACUAUGAUUAUAUACGCCGAUGGUGGGACAGUAGAAAGAUGAGAGAAAAUAAAAAGACUGAAGAUGAUCAGAAAAAGCCUUUAAAAUCCAACACAGGGGAUGCAGGGAUUCCCAUACCUACGGCCUCACCAAAAACCACUCCUCGCCAGGAGUUUUUUUAUACGUCGGCAAGAUCUUUGGCUGGGAGUGGCACACCACCAUUUCGAACGUAUAUGUGGGUAGCUAAAAGUGGACCUUCAUCCAUGAUGGCAAUUCACAGUGAUUCAUCAUCAGAUGAUGAAGGAGAAACAGCCCUUGUUUCAUCCAAGAAGCCAGCAGCUAGCCUGCCUAGGCCAAUUCCGAGAUCAGCUGUAAGUUAUGGUACAUUUCUAGCUGCAUCUGUCACUCUGCCGCGAAAGAGCAACGGUCUUAGUGAAACAUUUGCAGGAUUUACUGGAAGAAGAUUGUUACAGCUGGAACUUGGGUAUGGGACAGAGCACAGUGCCUUUGGGCAGUGGUUGGGAUGGCUGAUGGCUCUUAUAUACAUGGGGGGACGAAUCCCUCAAAUCUGGUUAAAUAUUAAAAGAGGAAGCGUGGAGGGUCUGAAUCCUCUAAUGUUCAUCUUUGCACUAGUAGCCAAUGCCACAUAUGUGCUAAGUAUUGUUGUGAGAACCACAGAAUGGGAAAGUAUCAAACCUAAUAUGCCAUGGUUGCUUGAUGCUUUAGUCUGCGUAGCACUCGACUUUUUUAUCAUAAUGCAAUAUGUUUAUUACCGAUGCUUUAGAAAGAAAGGUGCGGGGAAUGGAGAAGACUAUGGAGACUACACAGAGGCAGGUAAAGAAACUGUCCCCUGAUCAUAUAAGGGGGUGCAGUACCUUUGCAAGAAUACUUCCAAUAAGUACGUUUUAAGUGUAAAAUUAAGGUUAAGGAGUUGUUUCAUCUAUUAAAUUUGGCAAUCUUUUGGCUUUUCAUUUUCUUUUGUAUUAUCGUGAUAUAAUCACUUUUUUUUUUUUUUUGGCUAAAAGAAAAGCCCCAAUACUGG